UUGAACUAAUACAUUAAAAUUAUUAAUUUAGACAAAGGAAAUGAACGUAUUUGAACCGAACGAUUGGAAUCAGAUUUUCAAAAUUGUCUGACCUCUGGAACCAACACAAGAUUACAUUAAUCAACAAGGGGAUCAGGAAGGAGCUACACUCUUCCAUCCUGCUUUCUGGACUAUCCUAGGCCUUUUCAUUCUAUUUGGCAUCUUGAGUGCUCUGAACGAGAAGUUAUUUAACCCAUGCGAAAUUAGGAGUAAAAAAGACAGCUUCAGGAUAUCCGGCUCGGACCCAUUUUAUUCAGUUUCUGAUGAAGACGCUUCUGAGUACAAUCAAAUCUUCAACAAAGAUGACCCAUUGAUUAAGGAAACUUUUAGUAAUACUCAGAAGAAUAUCUAUGUUGGGAUCGACAACUCCUUCAACCCGAAGGAGGACUCAGAGAUCCUUUCAGAGAAAAAUAGUAAUUUUGAAAAACUAAGUUUUCAAUAUCUUCGAGAAGAAGAAAUUAAGAAGCCUAAACUUGUUAGAGGAGGAGAAAUUAAGAAGUCUCUUACUCAUAAUAUCUACAGGAAAAAGGAUUUUUUGACUGUUAUGAGGUGAUAUAAUAGCCAGACAGAGCCCUCGACAGCUUGAGAGCUCAGCCCACAUAACAAGCUUGCUCGGAAGAGAGUGCGGUUUUGAUAA
Moneuplotes crassus is the source of this 676-nucleotide messenger RNA. Lineage: Eukaryota; Ciliophora; Spirotrichea; Euplotida; Euplotidae. The record is from the annotation of a GenBank genome assembly.